AUGAUCUUUUUCGGCGGAGCUUGCCGCGAAGCUCCCAAAAAUAAAUCGACGUCCACUUGUGCUUUACAACUCCAACAGCUCUUCCGAAUCCACCUACAACCUCCCUUCUACAAUUCACGCGCAGGAGCCGACACAGAAAUGAAGACUUCAACACGUAUACCUCUUCGUCUCUUCACGGCUUCGUCGCCGUUGACGACAACAGCCAGCCGGCCGCGUUUCGCCGCCGCCGCGAGAGCCAUCUCGACUACGACGCUGAAGCCGGCCGAGGUUGCGCCCGUUGUCGGAACCGGACCGCCGCCAGAGGCCCCCGUUCCGGACGUCGCUUCAGAGGAGCGGGCUGCCGUCGCGCGCGCGCGCCUCGAGAGAAGGCAAAGACAGGCUGAAAUGCUCAAGCACGCCAAGUCGAUCCGCACGUCGGCCGAGGCGAAGGCGAGCAAGCCAGGCGCUUUGAAAAGGAGGUUUUGGAACGACGUUAGUGUGCAAGAGGUUGAUGGCGCCCUUCAAGUUCACCUCGACUCCCGCCCCCUUCGCCACCCCAACACCAAGGCAAUUAUGCGCCUCCCUCCCUCGAAGCAGUACCUCGCCUCUGCCUUAGCGAUCGAGUGGGAUAUGAUUACUUCGGCCCAGCAGGCAACCAAACAGCACAUGAUUCCCCUCACUUCCCUCACCUGCCGCGCCCUUGACAUCGCCGAGGAUGAUGCCGCCGCCGGCGCGAUCCGGGAGACUAUCGCCACGACGCUGAUGCGCUACCUCGACACAGACUCCCUGCUGUGCUGGGCGCCUCCUGCGGGACCGAUGGACGUUCCCAACGACGCGGGCGAGUCUUUGAGAGAUGUGCAGAAGCGCACGACCGAGGAGGUCGUCGGGUUCCUCAUGGCGCGGGUGUGGCCGGGCAUCGAGAUCCGUCCCGUUCUGGACGAAAACAGCAUCAUGCCGAUAGCGCAGGCGGAGGGCGUGCGGGAGGUGGUGCAAGGGUGGAUCAUGGGACUCGACGCGUGGGAGCUGGCCGGGCUCGAGAGGGCGGUUUUGGCGGGCAAGAGCUUGAUCACCGCGGUGCGGUUGGUGGUGGAGUGGAGCGAGGGCCCGGUCGGAGACCACCGCGAGGCGAAGAGCCCGAGGAAGUUUGGUAUCGAGGAGGCGGCCACCGCGGCGAGCUUGGAGGUUUCGUGGCAGACGGGGUCGUGGGGCGAGGUGGAGGACACCCAUGAUGUCGAAAAGGAAGAUUUGAGGAGGCAGCUGGGGAGUGUCGUGUUGCUUGUUUCGGGCACGAACCGCAAGUGA
Colletotrichum higginsianum IMI 349063 is the source of this 1281-nucleotide messenger RNA. RefSeq names its product ATP12 chaperone. Bases 1 to 1281 code for a protein of 426 amino acids. Gene Ontology annotation, biological process: mitochondrial proton-transporting ATP synthase complex assembly. Lineage: Eukaryota; Fungi; Ascomycota; Sordariomycetes; Glomerellales; Glomerellaceae. Gene Ontology annotation, cellular component: mitochondrion. The record is from RefSeq and is a predicted model, not a curated record. The transcript is spliced from 2 exons.